Messenger RNA from Durio zibethinus, 2312 nucleotides. Its product is annotated as putative methyltransferase PMT15. Gene Ontology annotation, molecular function: methyltransferase activity. The record is from RefSeq and is a predicted model, not a curated record. NCBI's taxonomy places the organism in Eukaryota, Viridiplantae, Streptophyta, Magnoliopsida, Malvales, Malvaceae. Gene Ontology annotation, cellular component: cytoplasm; trans-Golgi network; endosome.
AAAAUAAAACAUAAGUCAAUAUGUUGGCCUCAUUUAUAAGCUCACUCUUUAUUCACCCUUCUGUCACUGUAGAUAUAUAUAACUAUUUUUUAUAGUUCUCUCUUUCAGUGGAAUCUUUUGUCUCUGUCGUCGUUUCUUCUCCUUGGAGGUCAACUGGUUUCAAUUUGUCAAUGGCGGUAAUGAUUUGCAACCCAACAAGACUGUCUCGCAUCAGAGUAUUCAAUACCAAAAACUACAAUCUUUACUAUGCCAUUCUCGUAGCAAUUCUUUGCGCUACUUUUUACCUUGUCGGGAUAUGGCAACACUCGUUAGGCCCUAUUCCCAACUCCGCCACCGCCGGAUUCCUAACCUCAGCCUCUUGCUCCUCCCUUCGAACCAACCAACUCGACUUCCGUCCCCACCACUUCCCUCCUGACCCACCUCCAGAGGCGGCGCGUGUACUUCACCUCCCUCCAUGUGACCCUUCCUUGUCUGAAUACACCCCAUGCGAGGACGUUCGGAGAUCGUUGAAGUUUGACAGGGACAUGCUUGUGUACAGAGAGAGGCACUGCCCUGGGUGGGACGAGUUGUUGAAAUGUCGAAUCCCGGCUCCGUACGGUUACCAGGUUCCCUUCCGGUGGCCUGAGAGUCGAGACUUUGCUUGGUUCGCUAACGUGCCACAUAAGGAGUUGACUGUGGAGAAAAAGAACCAGAAUUGGGUUAAGGUCCAAGGAGAGCGGUUCAAGUUCCCUGGCGGAGGCACCAUGUUCCCACGCGGCGCUGAUGCUUAUAUUGAUGAUAUCGACCGGUUGAUCAACCUUAAAGACGGCUUAAUAAGGACCGCCAUUGAUACCGGCUGCGGGGUUGCAAGUUGGGGAGCUUACCUUCUAUCAAGGAACAUCAUAGCAAUGUCAUUUGCACCAAGAGACACCCAUGAAGCUCAGGUGCAAUUUGCUCUUGAACGAGGAGUGCCUGCAAUGAUCGGAGUCCUUGCCUCCAUUAGGCUUCCUUACCCGUCAAGAGCUUUCGACAUGGCUCAUUGCUCUCGUUGCCUCAUCCCUUGGGGCCAGCAUGAUGGGCUUUACUUAAUUGAAAUUGAUAGAAUUCUACGUCCAGAAGGUUAUUGGAUUCUGUCUGGACCACCAAUAAACUGGAAGAGACAUUGGAAAGGUUGGAAUAGGACGGCUGAUGAUCUGAAAGCUGAACAAUCCCGGAUUGAGACUGUAGCCAAAAGCCUAUGCUGGAAAAAAAUUGCGCAGAAUGGUGACCUUGCCAUUUGGCAAAAACCAGCUAAUCAUAUCCGUUGUAAAGCUAACAGGAAGGAUUUCAAGCAGCCACGCUUUUGCACGACUCAAAAUCCUGACAUGGCAUGGUACACAAAAAUGGAGACAUGUUUAACCCCUCUACCUGAAGUAUCCGAUACAAAGGAAAUCGCAGGCGGAGAAUUAGCAAAAUGGCCUGAGAGGCUGAAUGCAAUCCCUCCAAGGAUCAGAAGUGGAAGUUUGAUAGGAAUUACAGAAAAAAUAUUUGUAGAAAACAUAGAGCUAUGGAAGAAGAGAGUAUCAUAUUACAAGAAAAUAGACUAUCAGCUGGCAGAGACAGGGAGGUACCGCAACUUGUUGGACAUGAAUGCUUAUCUUGGAGGCUUUGCAGCAGCUCUUGUCGAUGAUCCUGUCUGGACUAUGAACAUUGUCCCAGUUGAGGCUACAAUCAACACUCUUGGAGUUGUCUAUGAACGUGGGUUAAUUGGAACGUAUCAAAAUUGGUGUGAGGCAAUGUCUACUUAUCCUAGGACUUACGAUUUUAUUCAUGCUGAUUCUAUUUUCAGCCUCUACAAAGACAGAUGUGAAAUGGAGGAUAUUCUUCUAGAAAUGGAUAGGAUUUUAAGACCAAAAGGCAGUGUCAUUGUUAGAGAUGAUGUUGAUGUCUUGUUGAAGAUGAAGGACAUCAUAGAUGUCAUGCAAUGGGAUGGAAGAAUUGUAGAUCAUGAAAAAGGACCUCAUGAGAGAGAGAAGAUUCUUUUUGCAGUUAAACAAUAUUGGACUGCACCAGCUCCUACACAAAACCAACAAGGAAUUAAAACUGCUUCAUAGACAUAACGUUGCUCUGUUUUCUUGUUUCUUUCUUCUUUUUUUUCGAGAUUUUUUUUCUUUUCUUUUUUGUUUAAACCUUAAAUUUUUUCAAUGAUAUGACGUUGAAAAUCUUGUAUCAUAAACCUUUCUAUGUACGACUGAGAGGUAUAUUCUGAUAGAUAAUUUAUUCAAGGAAUGUCAAUUUUUAUAGAAGGCUAGGUCCGGAGAAAAAUUAUGCCAUUGAUUUCAUAGUUUUUUUUG